This is a messenger RNA of Limulus polyphemus (Atlantic horseshoe crab), 2423 nucleotides long. RefSeq lists its product as uncharacterized. The record is from RefSeq and is a predicted model, not a curated record. Bases 134 to 1999 code for a protein of 621 amino acids. The transcript has 12 exons. NCBI's taxonomy places the organism in Eukaryota, Metazoa, Arthropoda, Merostomata, Xiphosura, Limulidae.
CAAAGUAGGAAUUUCGAUGUUCAUUUUAAUGUUUUGUAUAAAAAUUACUUCAUGUGGGAGAUGAAGAUAAGUAAUGAACCGAGCAUUGUGGAUUAGAUGAAAUGCGGUUUCUUUGAAAUAAAUAAAAAAACAUAUGCAAGUGGAAAAAAACGGAUGGUGGAUGAUACCUGUAACCACAAUGGAAAGUGAAGUCAGCUGUGUUGGUAAUUGUAGAGAAUCAUGUUGUAGAAAUGAACGUGGCUUAGAAAAUGGGCAACUGGCCAUAUCUGUUACUGGUCAUUGUACGAAAUCUGAAAAAGAAGAAAAUAUCUAUAGAGAUAGCCUAUCUCUUCCCAGCUUACAAAGGUCUACCUCAUUGAGUUUGGUAGAGACUAAAUCUCGGUCUCCACCACCACCUAAACCACCUCGUAGAAAGUAUUCUGGCAAGUCUCUGAUAGAUUCAGAUUCUGAGUCAUCUGAAAUUCUGAGGAAGCUUACCCACCAAUACAACCAUCAAAAGGAUUCGGUGUUGGAAAAUGUUAAGCCUGAAAAUUCAGAUCAUUAUAGAAAAACCAAAGAUAGCAGGUGGAGUACUGAUGAAUUUUACUAUUCUCUUCCUGCUACACUUUCUCAGGAAACUAUUUGUAGCAGAACUAACAUUUCACCAAGUUUAGAAAAAAACAGAAACAGUUGUAAUACUCCAUUAUUUAAGGAUUCCUUUCAUCUUUCACCUUCUUCUACAAACCAUUCUCCUAUGUCUGUAUACCGUACACCCCCAGAAUAUCCCAUGACAAGUAACUAUUGUACUAGUGGACCAAGCAGUCUUCAGCAUAGGAUUGACCCACUCUGGUAUCCUAGUAGAAGAAAUGGCCAAGCAUUUAAAACCAGUAAUUGUGGAACAUUAAAAAAUAAAGAAAACGAAAAUUUUCGUGUUAACAGCAUUCAAGAACCUUUUCACAGAAGACAUAACAGUGACCCAUUAGUUCCAUGGGAUCAAACACAAAGCAGAAAAAGCUGCUCCAAAAGAAGUAGGUCAUUUGUGGACUCGCACCUUCAGAAUGUUCCCCAUGUUACUCAUCGUGGCCUUACAAAAGGUAGACAGUUACUAUGGGUACAGCAAGAUCCAGUAAUUUUAUUGGAAGAAAUUAGAAUGCUUGAAGAGAUAAAUGAUAAAUUAUGGCAGAAACUUCAAAAAGCCCAAGCAGAGAUUGAGAUACUUAGAAAGACAAGGGGAGAACCACAACCCCAGGUUAAUCAUCAUGGUCCUGGGUUUGCUGAGCUUUUAGCAGGUAUCUACUAUGCACAAAAGGAGAGAGACAAGUCAGUGACCUCGAGACUGAGACUGGCAAAUCAGGAGAGAGAUCAGGCAAUACAACAGCUUCAACAAGCUGUUCAGGUACUUGGGAAUAGACAUCUUCCAGACACAGACAGCAAUGAUGAUGAUGAUGAUGAAUCUGUAGAUGUGGAUCUAAACAAAGUGUUAGACAGUUUAGAAACAACACGCAGCCCAGCUCGUCUUCUUCACCACCAAGAGGCAUUGCUAGCAAAUCUUCACAAGGCAAAAAGCAGUAGACAACAUCAAAUGACAAAAGAGCUUAAUAUGUUACUACAGGAAAAGAAUGCUGCCAUAGAAAAAACAAAACUGCUAGAACAAGAAAUACUCCUUUGGAGAAGAAACAGUAGUUCUUGGAAAGAAGACUCUGAAGAAUGGGAAUCUAAACUAAAGGAAACAAUGCAACAGGCAACAGAAGAGUAUGAUUCACCUGUGACCAAGUAUGAGGAAUUAGAAACUCUUUGUAGGGACCAACUGUAUCUUUCAACUCAUGCAGAUGAUAAACAAGAUGUUGAGGCUACCUUCAAACAGUCUGAUCUGGAACCAGAAGUUGAAAAGUUACGAGAGGCUUUGAACUAUGAAAGUAGUGCAAGACAAAAUGCUGAAGAGAAUUGCCAAAGGUUAGAAAAUUUAGUAAGUGUACUGAAAAAGAAAGUUAAUGGACUCAGUGUUGGACUGCCAGUUUGAAUCAGUAAUUAGUCUAGUCAUGGUAACACACCAUGUUUUUUGUUGAUAAACACUUUAAAAUGCAGUUUGUUGCUGUUUACUUUUAAUUACAGUUUGCUGCUAUGAGUGAUUAGCUUAUAAUACAGUUUGUUACUGUUGAUGGCCAAUCCAUUAAAUGAGCUUGUUGCAGAAGGAGGCUUCUUUGUUAUGCAGUUUGCUACUGCUACUGUUGGUGGUGGUUACUGUCCAUUUCUGGGACCAAAAAAAAAGGUUGAUAUACAUAUAUAUAUAUAUAAUAUUUACAUGUGCAUAAGAGGUUUAGAAAUGACUGACUUGUAUCAAUUGUAUUAAAUCAGUAUUUGUGAGUUUUUAAUUCUCUGUGUUAUACCAUAUAUAUAUAUUAAUUUUAGAUGUAAUUAUUCCCUUUUUUUCCCUCCAUUUUGAC